Pipistrellus nathusii (Nathusius's pipistrelle) is the source of this 225-nucleotide messenger RNA. NCBI's taxonomy places the organism in Eukaryota, Metazoa, Chordata, Mammalia, Chiroptera, Vespertilionidae. The record is from the annotation of a GenBank genome assembly.
AUGAUGCUCCAGUGCAUGCACGGCCACCGCCUGGACCAGGACGUGCGGUUCAUGCGGGCGGACGACGACGUGGACAUCUGGGGGACCGGAUGGAGAGCUUCCCGCCCAGCUCAGCAGCAGAGAGCCCCUGUCCCUGGGCCAGACGGGCUGGGCGCCUCAGAGGGGAUGGGCCAGCUGGCCCUAGAGCCCGGCGAGAACUUCUGCAUGCCCCCCUCCCCCGCGUGA